AGACGGGUAUUGAAACUUCCCGGCUAAAACAUGACUACGACAAAGGGCAUUGUAGUCUUUCUAUUUCAAUUACCAAGUUUAAAAGCGUCUUGUAUCAUCUCUUUCGCGUUCCUUGAAAGCGUCGAAGAAUUUUGAAACCAUGGUUGUCCCAGACAAGGAUGCUAUAGAGGAAGUUAUUCAGGCAUGGUACAUGGAUAAUAGCAAUGAAGACCAAAGACUUCCCCAUCACAAGGAUCCUAAGGAAUUUGUGUCCCUGGACCAACUUUCUGAACUUGGAGUACUCAGCUGGCGAUUAGAUGCAGAUAACUAUGAAACUGAUGAGGAACUGAAGAAGAUUCGUGAAGAGCGUGGAUAUUCUUACAUGGACUUUUGUGAGGUUUGCCCAGAAAAGCUGCCAAAUUAUGAAGAGAAGAUAAAAAAUUUCUUUGAAGAACAUCUUCACACUGAUGAAGAGAUACGCUACUGUGUAGCAGGAAGUGGUUACUUUGAUAUCAGGGACUGUAAUGAUAAAUGGAUUCGUGUAUGGGUAAAGAAAGGGGGAUUGAUUGUUUUACCUGCUGGCUGUUAUCACCGCUUUACAUUGGAUACGGACAACUAUAUUAAGGCAAUGCGUCUGUUUGUGGGUGAUCCUGUUUGGACUCCAUAUAAUCGUCCCCACGAUCAUCUUCCUGCAAGGAAAGAAUAUGUCCAAGGUUUCUUGCAGAAAGAAGAUGGAGACCAUCCAAUUAAUGCCACCGCAUGAAUUCACAUUCACUGCUAAAUUACAGUAAAAGUAAUAUCACUGGUAAAUAAAGAGCCAACUCUUUGUGUGCUCUGUUGUGCUUUGUAUGGCUCCCCUGGUUUGCUUCUAUUGUUUGUUUUGCUUGUGUACCAUACUCUUGCUUGGCCAUAGCCGGUAUAAACCUGAUACAAGUACCGUGUUAGUUUCCUUGCAUGGAUGACAUCUAAUAUGAUAAUAGGUUGACAUAUUGAACAUAAA
Messenger RNA from Mangifera indica (mango), 979 nucleotides. RefSeq names its product 1,2-dihydroxy-3-keto-5-methylthiopentene dioxygenase 2-like. The coding region runs from base 140 to 742 and encodes 200 amino acids. The record is from RefSeq and is a predicted model, not a curated record. NCBI's taxonomy places the organism in Eukaryota, Viridiplantae, Streptophyta, Magnoliopsida, Sapindales, Anacardiaceae. Gene Ontology annotation, molecular function: acireductone dioxygenase [iron(II)-requiring] activity. The transcript has 7 exons.